UGCCGAGCCGCGAGGAUCGUGCGCAACCCUCCUACUGGUCUAUUGCGAAACGCACCCCUGGACUACCCUCUCUCGUGCCGUCGUCGAUCGCGCGCGCCCUGUCACGUGUCCCUCUCCUUUGGCCAUCUUCCUCGUGCAUCCGCGCGUGCAGCCAAGGGCAACGGACCGUACGCACGCCGCGGAUUCGUCAUGUAAUUUGAACCUGCGAGAGCAAUUAACGCCGCUCGGUUCCUCCUUUUGUUCUACGACUUCUCUUUUUAUCGGCUUUUACCUCGUUCAUCGUUUUUAUUUCUUUCGUUUUUUGCGAGAAUGCGAAGGGAUAAAGGACGGGUCGAUGAUAGACGAUGGAUAAUGGGUGAUUGAAAUUUAAACGAGGACUGCGGAUUUCGGGGUUGAGAAAGGGUUCAGUGAGAUGUAAGUCAAGGAUGGAGCUGAAGGUCAGCAUACUGCUUCUGGCGCUUCUACGCCUCGCCAGCACCCUCGAGAACGCGAAGGAGGAGGAGGAGGACGCGGACGAGGAGGACGAGGAGAAUUAUCCUGUAGACGACUACGACUACGGUGACUACGAGACCGCGACCAUAACCAGCGAUACCGAUCUUAUCGCCGGUGGCUCGUUGCCGAUCUUCCUUGCGGAGCCCGUCGACACGUUCGUGGUUAAGGGGAAGCCGGCAACCCUUCAUUGUCGCGCCGCGCACGCUCUUCAAGUGUACUUUCGCUGCAACGGUGACCGGGCUGAGCGAUCGCAGUACCAGGACUUUGUCGACCCUCGCACCGGGACGAGGGUCGUCGAGGUCGAGUUGAACGUGACGAGGAACGAGGUCGAGGAGUACUUCGGCAGGGAGAGGUUCAAGUGCGAAUGCGUGGCAUGGUCGGGACCAGGUCAGAUUCGAGGGCAGCCCGCCACGGUUGAGGUCGCCUACCUGAAGAAGCACUUCCUGUCGCCGCCGUAUUCGCUGUCCGUCGAGGUUGGUCGCAGCGCGGAACUCCGUUGCACGCCUCCUCUAGGACUGCCAGAACCGAGGGUCUACUGGCUCCGAAACGGCUCACCUCUGGAGACGAUCGUCGCCGGCUCCACGCCGGCUCCGUCCACCGCGGACAGAAUCCCGAGCGACGUGACGGCUAAUAACUUCGUGCAAACUGGCGAGGGGCAUCUGAUCCUGGCGGAAGCCGAGCUGACACAUCAAGGGAAUUACUCGUGCGUUGCGGAGAACAUCGCUGCCAGACGCGUUAGCGAACCAGCCGUGUUGACUGUUUACGUGAACGGCGGGUGGUCUUCCUGGUCCGGAUGGUCGGACUGCAGCACCCGUUGCGACCGAGGCGUGCAAAAGAGGACGCGAACCUGCACGAAUCCCGCGCCCAUCAAUGGAGGUCAAUCCUGUCCGGGCCCGGCAACGCAAAGGGUCGAGUGCAAUCCUUCCUGUCCCGCGGUUGACGGCAGAUGGUCGAGCUGGUCCUCCUGGUCCGCAUGCGGUCCCGAUUGUUCCAGAGUAAGAAGGAGAUCUUGCAACGACCCCCCGGCGAGCAACGGCGGUCGUCCCUGUCAAGGCAAGGACGUCAUCGUCGAGUCCUGCUCCGCGGAUCGAUGUAAUGCCCUCGGACAGGACGGACCGCGGGUCUUCAAGGAAGCGACCAGGGCGAUCGAUCACAGAAACAUUCUGGCUCUGUGGAUCACCCUCAGCCUGGCGGCGAUCGUGCUCGCGGUGACUACCAUCUUCUUCCUCCGACUCAUGCGUCGGAAGGAGAGGAUGGAGGCUCUGUACGGCGUGGCCAGACUCGACUUCCAUCGUCCAACCGAUUUGGCCAAGUCCGUCGUCUCCAAGAACGACCGCUCUUGUCUGUCCGUGGACCGGAGGUUGGAACAGGUGAUAGACGAGUCGAACGCCGCCAGAAUGUCUAGAUCCUGCUCGGAACAUCAUUACGACGUGCCGCAAUUGUCGUUACCCUCGACUACGAGGCCGUCGCCCAGUUCUUCCGUCGCUAGGUCCUCUUGUAAAAACUCACAACGUGGUAGAGGACUGUCAGACAACGAGGAGAGUCGAUCAUCCCGUUCCACCUGCCACGCGAACCAGGAGAGCACUAACGAAGAGGACGACGAGCACGAUGACGACGAUAGGCCUAGUGAGAGCGAUAGGAAUCAUGAGGAUUCGAGUGGGUUCGUCGUGAGAGCAGUGGUCGAUGAACAAGGUGCACUACUGGUGGUUCCCGAAGUCGGUGUCUCUAUGUCCGUCCCGGAGGGAGCGAUACCCCGCGGACGAAGGCACAGCCUGCACCUGGCAGUCCUCGGGGACGACGCUUUGAGACCCGGUCUGCCACCUGGCUUGACAUUAUUGUCAGCAGUGGUGGUUUGCGGGCCGAACAACGUCGAUCUAGUGAAACCGGUGAUCCUUCAGUUCGAACACUGUGCCGAGUUAAGAACAGGAAAUUGGGAACUGAGUCUCUGGUCCACGGAUUUGGACAUGGAGACUCGGUCCAAUAACUCUUCUAACUCUUCUGGAAACUCAAGUCUCGCAUCCGCGUCGAUGUGGAGAAAAAUCCUGACUCUGGGCGGCGAACCUAUCAAUCUCCCGGGACAACCGUUCGCGCAGCUCGAUCACUCGGGUGUUUUCUUAGUUACCGAGACUCCCAGCGUUUACGCCGUAGCUGGGGAGAAUUCUGUGGUGGCUCCCGGAUUGGCAGUGAAGAGAAUCUGCGUGGCGGUGUUCCUCUCUCGCGAGAGGGAUCACAUAAGGUGUCACUUGAUGGAGGAUACCAAAGCUGCCUUCAAGCUUGUGAUGGAACAGGAACGACGGCUGAGUGGAACCCGCAUCGAGCAUGGGACUCUAGGUUUCAGAGCAGGUGGUUCCCCAUUACGGAUCGAUUUGGAGGACAGAGAGAGCGGGUUUGUCGAGCGACAAGAGAUACAGCACCGCAGGCUUUGGUCGUCGACGAGAACCAGCAUAAGAAGGUCGUUCAGGAUCGAGAAAACCGUCGGUGAUCUGCGGCUGAGCUUCGAGCUGCGCGCCUGCCAAUGCGGCUUCGAGGAGCACGCGCUGUUCUUGAGAAUCGACCUCGACCUGAUGAAGAGGAACGGCUCCAGCGGGAAGAGGAUAGCGAAGGCCGAGUCAUCCAUCAUCCUGCGUGGGAAGAAUUCGACCAGGUCGACGGAAUCGGUCGUUCCCAGACCAUUCAGAUUUUCUAAAACUUUGAGAAAGCAACUGUGUCAGUGUUUGGAUCCACCCAGUGCGCGUGGAAACGACUGGAGGAUGCUGGCCCAAAGACUUCAAGUGGAUAGAUACGUGGACUAUUUCGCCACUAAGUCCAGUCCGACGGAGCACAUCCUGGACCUCUGGGAGGCGAAACACCAGGAGGCAACGGCUCUCGCCGACCUACUGAAUCACUUAAGACUGAUGGGACGAGUGGACGCAGCCAACGUUCUCGAAAGUCGCUUGGGUCCCUGGAUCUAAGUCUCCUAAGACCAUCACUGCCCACUAACGGAUACAAUCGUUUACAAUUUUACAAUGUUUUGUACAUAUAAGAGAACGGAAAUCUAUGUUAUAAGAGAUGUCAACGUAGAAACAAUCGUUGUAUAGGAUAUCGUGUUUGUACAUAAAGCUGGUUUAUAGCAAAUGUGAUUAA
Ceratina calcarata is the source of this 3615-nucleotide messenger RNA. Its product is annotated as netrin receptor UNC5C. The coding region runs from base 426 to 3443 and encodes 1005 amino acids. The record is from RefSeq and is a predicted model, not a curated record. Lineage: Eukaryota; Metazoa; Arthropoda; Insecta; Hymenoptera; Apidae. Gene Ontology annotation, molecular function: netrin receptor activity; protein binding. Gene Ontology annotation, biological process: motor neuron axon guidance; netrin-activated signaling pathway. The transcript is spliced from 13 exons. Gene Ontology annotation, cellular component: membrane.